AUGGUCUACUUGAAAUUUUUCUUCUUGGUCCUGAGGCUUUCCUUUCUAUUUUGGAGUUUGACAGGUACCAGGUGCUUUCUGAGAAGAAACGAUAUAGAUAUCUGGGGUCAAGAUAAAGAUACUGAUUGUUUGUUUUCUAUUUAUACAAAUCAUGGUCACAUGAAGAAUGAAAUUUUCCCCAGUAAUCUAGAUAAGAAGCUGACUACUAAGAAUAUCCACUUGAUUUUUUCUCUUUAUUUUGCUCUUGAAAAUAUCAACAAAGACACUCAUAUUCUGCCAAACAUUUCUCUGCUAGUUAAAGUUGAAUGUAAUUUACUGGAUGAUUGGAGAAUGAAUAGUUUAUCCACAAGAAUUGGUGAAUUUCUUCCUAACUACUACUGUAUAAAUCAGAGAAGAUACUUAAUUGUACUUACAGGUCCAAUAUGGUUAUCAUCUGCAAUGCUUGGACCACUCCUGUACAUCACUAAUAGACCAGAGAUUUACUAUGGGCCAUUUCAUCCUAUUCUGAGCAGUCGUGAACAGUUUCCAAAUCUCUACCAGAUGGCUCCUAAGGACACAGCUCUGGCCUUGGCAAUGGUGUCUUUGGUGGUAUAUUUCAGAUGGAACUGGGUUGGAGCAAUCAUCUCAGAUGAUGACCUAGGACUUCAGUUUCUCUUUGAAUUGAGGAGAGAGACACAUAAAAACAGUGUAUGCUUGGCCUUUGUACACAUUAUUGUGGAAGAUAAAAUAUUAUUCCAGAAAAAUGCAAAUAUCUUUUAUAAUGAGAUCAUAACAUCAUCAGCAAGAGUUGUUAUCAUUUAUGGAGACAAAGACUCUCAUCUUCAGCUCAACCUUAGACUCUACAGAUUAGUAAAUGUUCAGAGGAUCUGGGUCACUACCUCAGAGUGGGACUUAAUCAAACAUAAUGAGAGAUUCCUUCUUGAUUCCUUCUUUGGGACCUUUACUUUUUUGCCUCAUUUUUCUGAAUUAUCUGGUUUUACAACAUUUAUUGAGACAAUAGAUCCUUCCAAGUAUACUAAUCCAUUUGCUCUUGCUAAAUUAUGGUGGAUUUAUUUUAAUUGUUCCACAAAUUCAUUUAAUUUAAUGAAAAUUAAGAAUUCCUCAACAGACAAACUAUAUAUAUGGUUACUCAAGCACAAGUUUGAAAUGUCUGUGGGUGGUACAGGUUAUGUCCUAUACAAUACUGUGCAUGCUGUGGCCCAUGCACUCCAUGAGAUGCUGCUACAAGAAGGACAUACAUGGCCAAAUUAUUCUGGGGAAAGGCUGGAAUUUGACUCUUGGCAGGUGGUCAAUUUCCUGAAGACCAUACAAUUUAUAAACCCUAUUGGAAAGCAAGUGAACAUGAAUCUGAAAGAAAACCAGGAUAUGAAGUAUGACAUUCAUUACACUAUGGAUUUUUUGCCAUACCAUGGACUUAAGGUCAAAAUAGGAAAAUUUUCCAAACAUUUGUUGCAUAGUCAACAGUUUCAUGUGUCUGAAGAGAUCAUAAAGUGGAAUAUAGACCUCAGGAAGAUUCCACCCUCAAUAUGCAGUGUGCCUUGCAGUCCAGGAUUCAGAAAAUCCCCUCAUCAGGGAAAGGCUGUUUGCUGUUUUGAUUGUACCCCUUGCCCAGAGAAUGAAAUUUCCAAUAUGACAGGCAUGGAUCAGUGUGUGAAGUGCCUUGAUGAUCAGUAUGCAAACCCUGGAAGAAAUCGCUGUCUCAAAAAAGUUGUGACAUUCCUGGGAUAUGAAGACCUCUUGGGAAUGUCUCUAGCCUGCUUGGCUGUAUGCUUUUCUCUACUAACAGCUGGCAUACUAGGUGUCUUUUUGAAACACAAGGACACUCCCACAGUCAAGGCCAAUAAUCGAGAUCUUAGCUAUGUUCUGCUUAUCUCCCUCAUUUUUUGCUUUCUCUGUUCCUUGCUCUUCAUUGUCUUUCCCAAUAUAAUCACAUGCUUGAUGCAGCAGACCAUAUUUGCCAUAGUGGUCACUGUGGCUGCUUCUACGGUGUUGGCCAAGACAAUUACAGUAGUACUGGCCUUCAAGGUUACUACUCCAGGUAGAAGGAUGAGGAGGCUGCUGGUGUCAGGGGCACCGAACUUCAUCAUUCCAAUCUGCACCAUGAUUCAACUGAUUCUGUGUGGGAUCUGGCUGGGAACUUCUCCUCCAUUUGUUGAUGUUGACAUACACAUUGAAAAAGACCACAUUUUGAUUGUCUGUAACAAAGGUUCAAUUACUGCCUUUUAUUGUGUUCUGGGAUACAUGGGAUCCAUUGCCCUGGGAAGUUUCACUGUAGCUUUCUUGGCCAGGAAUCUGCCGGACACAUUCAAUGAAGCCAAGUACUUGACAUUCAGCAUGCUGGUGUUCUGUAGUGUCUGGAUUACAUUCCUCCCUGUUUAUCAUAGCACCAAGGGCAAGGCUAUGGUGGGUGUGGAGGUUUUCUGUAUCUUGGUCUCCAGUGCAGGGCUGCUUCUUUGCAUCUUUGCUCCAAAGUGUUUCAUUAUUUUGUUAAGACCUGAGAGAAAUUCUUUAAAAAAUUACAGGAAUGUGCAUUAUAAAAUUGAAAAUACUCAUUAA
This is a messenger RNA of Cricetulus griseus (Chinese hamster), 2556 nucleotides long. Lineage: Eukaryota; Metazoa; Chordata; Mammalia; Rodentia; Cricetidae. The record is from RefSeq and is a predicted model, not a curated record.